CUAAUUCAUUCUGGAAGCGGCAGAAAACUCUUACAAUGACGCCACUCCUGUGUUGCUCAUGCAAGGUUACUUAAAAUCUCUUGUUUUCUCCAGUUUCCUUAUCAAGUACUUCUGGUACACCGCUCACCUUGUACGGGCAGCAAUGGCGAGGAUGAGUAAGUUAUCCCCCGCCACUGGCCCCUAUUUGAAGGCCCAGUCCAUGAUGUAAGAAUGCCCAUUUCCUGAACACUACCUUUCUGUUUUCCCGCGAUCAGCAGUCAAAAGCAGCGGUGACCCUGCUGCAAACUCUUCCCCUCGUACAAUCUCACCCUUGUCGUUCAUUUUUCACCUCAUCUGAGCACAAUGGCUCCCCUCAAGCUCAAUAGCAAGAAUCUGUCGCAAAUUGCGGCGGCAGGUGGCGCGCUGGUGAAGAUUCCAACAUACCAGCGCGGUCGCGCCGUCAAGGAGGGAAUCGUCCACAUUGGUGUUGGCGGUUUCCACCGGGCUCACCUGGCUGUCUACAUCGACCAGUUGAUGCAGAAGCAUGGUGUUACUGACUACGCCAUUUGCGGCGUGGGCUUGCAGCCCUUCGACUCCGCAAUGCGCGACGCGUUGGCCUCUCAGGACCACCUCUACACCCUCAUUGAGCGUUCGGCCAAGGGCAGCUUUGCCCACGUCAUUGGCAGCAUCAACUCUUACCUCUUUGCCCCUGAUAACCGCGAGGCCGUCAUCGCCAAGAUGGCACACCCGGACACGAAAAUUGUCUCCCUCACCAUCACCGAGAGCGGUUACUACUACAACGAGAACACACAUGAGCUGCAGAGUGAGCACCCGGACAUUCAGUUCGACCUCGACCCGGCCAACGAGAAGGCACCGCGUACCACCUUCGGCUUCCUCUACGCCGGCCUGACCCGGCGCUACCAGCAGGGUCUCAAGCCCUUCACCGUCAUGUCGUGCGACAACAUGCAGAAGAACGGAUCUAUCACCCGCCAUAUGCUCGAGUCGUUUGCCCGCCUGCGUAACCCCGAGGUUGCGGAAUGGAUUGCCGAGGAAGGCGCCUUCCCCAACGCCAUGGUCGACCGGAUCACACCUCAGACCUCAGAGAACGACAAAACGGCACUCGCAGAUAACUUCGGCAUUGUGGACUCAUGGCCCGUCGUCACGGAGCCCUUCACGCAGUGGGUGAUCGAGGAUCAGUUCUCCGACGGCCGCCCUCCAUUUGAGAAGGUUGGUGUCCAGGUUGUCAAGGAUGUCCACGCCGUGGAGCAGUUCGAGAAGCACAAGCUGCGCCUGCUCAACGGCAGCCACUCGGCCCUAGGCUACCCCGGUCAGCUGGCUGGCUUCAAGUACGUGCAUGAGGUCAUGGAGAACCCGCUGUUCCGCAAGUUCGUCUGGCAGAUGAUGCAGGAGGAGGUCAAGCCUCUCUUGCCUGAGAUUCCGGGCGUCAACAUCGACGAGUAUUGCAACACCCUCAUCGAACGCUUUACCAACCCCACCAUCAUGGACCAGCUGCCCCGUAUCUGUCUCAACGCUUCCGGCAAGAUUCCCCAGUUCAUCAUGCCCUCGAUUGCCGAGGCCAUCUGGGUUACUGGCCCGUUCCGCCGCCUGUGCUUCGUCGCCGCCGCUUGGUUCCACUACGUUAAGGGUGUCGACGACAGCGGCAAGCCCUUCGAGGUCGUCGACCCGAUGCGCGAGGAGCUCCAGGCCAAGGCUCGCGCCGGAGGCAACGACCCGUUCGAGCUGCUCACCAUCAAGAGUCUGUUCGGUGACGACCUGCGCAGCGACGAGCGGUUCCUCAAGGAGAUCACCACCGCUAUGAAUGACAUUGCCCGGGACGGCAUCAUGAAAACGCUUCCCAAGUACAUUGACUGAUUGCCCGGCUGAUGCUGUUAGAGCUGUUGGAUACCUGCGUUUUGCGAGCGAUAUUUUGUUUUGUAUAUUUCAUGAGUGAUUUGGAUAAAAGCACCACAUAGAGAAUAGAGAUGAUAGACUAGGUCCCCUAAUUCUCACUUUAUUGCGCAUCCUAUCAUUCUGGCCCGGGGGACCACCUCGGAAGAGUGCGCUUUUGAUGGAUUUGGUUGGAUUUGGUUGGGUUCUGGGUAUUUAUACACGGUUGCAGUAUAUAGGAGUUCUUUUACAACAUAAUAUUUUUAUCACCAU
Aspergillus novofumigatus IBT 16806 is the source of this 2139-nucleotide messenger RNA. Its product is annotated as mannitol dehydrogenase family protein. The transcript has a single exon. Gene Ontology annotation, molecular function: mannitol dehydrogenase activity. The record is from RefSeq and is a predicted model, not a curated record. Bases 343 to 1851 code for a protein of 502 amino acids. Lineage: Eukaryota; Fungi; Ascomycota; Eurotiomycetes; Eurotiales; Aspergillaceae.